CAUGUCCAACACGGAUGUGCAAACAAAGACUGUUUUACUCGACCUGAUCAAUGAUAUGUUGCAAAUGUGGGGGGUUUGAAGUAAAAAAUUACAUUCCAAUGCUUUAUUGCCGUAGUUUUUUAGUUGACAAAUGGUUUGUCUUUGUGGAAACCCAAAAUAAAAGGAUCAGGAUGGCAUCGACAUCAACUCUUGAUAGUACAGAUGCUACUUUAAAGAGCAUUUCGAACUCAUCCACGGGAAAAACCAAUGGGAUUGGGAAGAGGUUGGAUUUGAUUUACCAGCAGUACCUGGUUAGUGACAGCAGCUUACCCAGCUAUUCUGCCGGCAGUGCAAGUCUUGGUAGUAGGACAGUCUCUACGGCUAAAACAAGUUGUAAUGAUUUGCCAGAUGAUGGGAGCCAAGGGAGUAGACCAGUGGAAUUAAUAGUUAUCAGAGAUGAGUCUUCUAUUGGCAGUUCUAGAUCAGUCUAUGGACGAUCAAACCCAGGCUUUUCAACUGAUACAAAAGAAGUGGCGUCAAAAAACUCGAGUAGACUGACUGUGAAAGAGUAUGGUUAUUCAUAUGAAAGCUGGAAUUGGCCUGUAAUACGCGGUGCUUGUACUGUCUUCGUCAUUGCAACAAUUGUGGCCUUAAUCUCAGUUGCUAUUGCGUUUAUUGCCAUAUUAUCAAAAGCCUGCUAUCCAGAGUUCAAAUGGUGGCAGGGAGCCGCCUUCUACAGUGUUGAUCCCCGUUUAUUCAGUGACUCAGAUUCUGAUUACAAAGGAGAUUUGAUAGGUCUUGCUGCAAGAUUGGAUUAUUUUGUGGUGUUGGGAACAACUGUUAUUCAAUUGGACAAUAUUUUCAAAUCAUAUCAGAGUGUAAAUGGUCAGUAUCACGUAACAGACUAUGGAGAUCUAAAUGAAAAUGUUGGAACUCUGAAAACUUUCAAGUCUUUUUGUGAUGCAGCUCAUAAUUCAGGCAUGAAGGUGAUUCUAAAUGUGCCUGUCUCGCAGACCAGUGACAAGCACCAAUGGUUCACAGAUAGCAGACAAGAAACUGGGACAAGUUCUUACAGGGAUUUCUACAUUUGGAAUGACAAGAAACCGCUUGACAGGAACUCAUCAUUUGAUGCGAUCGGAAACCAAUAUUUUGUGCACUUUGAGACGCCAGGUCAGCCAGCUUUAAACUGGGAUGAAAAGAGGGUUGAGACAGCUCUCAUGAAACAGAUAACAGCCCUCUGGAGCCAAGGAGCAGAUGGAAUAUUCCUGUCUGACCUCAACAUGAUACAGGCAACAAACAAAACCAACAGGAUGUCUGAGGUCAUCAGGGCAUUCAGAACUUUCAUGGACAGAGAUCCAAGUGAUGGAGGGGACACGAGGAAAGCGUCCCUGAUGGUUCCCUCUGAAGUGCUGGACUUGAUCCGUUCAGCGAACGGAGAUGUGGCAGACUUUAUGGCCAAUGUUGAUUUGGUCAAUACUGUCGUGUCUAUUGAAGCCAAUGUGACAUACUCCCUGAUGGAUUUUGUGACAUCUCAUGUUAUUCAAGGUACCAAAGAACCAUACCCCUGGCCAUGUUGGCGACUUGGUAGCAUGAAGACUCAUAAAGAGAUCUUGAUUGGUACCCUUAUUCAGCUGAUAGCCUUCCCAGGAACUGUGGCCAUUCAAUCUGGAUUUGAAAUAGGACAGCCGUCACUAGAGACUGGUGUAUUGUUAUGGAAACAGAGUUCCACCAAAGCCUUGAUGCCAUACACAAUUUCUGCUGGCCCAGAAUCUGCUGAGAAAAAUCUUGAGUACAUCCAAACGAUCUUGAAUCAGCGAGAGAAGAGUUUGGGACUGCGCUUCAAUGGAAUGACUCUCAAUGAUGAAUUCGUAAAGGGUUUUAAAUUCAUUGUUACAAAUAGGACUCUGAUUUUACAAAGGGUACACCCAAGGUCUCAUAACUAUUACGUUUUGAUGAAUUACGGGGAGGCUAAUAUCAAUGCAGAUUACUCAAGUAUUCUCUCAUCUGCUGAGAUUGUGCUGAACAUGGGUGGUAGUUUAAUGGGUUGGGUUGACUGGGACAAGGUUAGCCUGAAAACAGGGGAUGCAGUAGUAGCGAGGCAGUCGAAAUGGUCCCUUUAAUUGGUCUGCUAAUAGUCAAUUUUCUUUAGACAUAAUUUUAGUGUCUCAUCUCAAGAGUUUUAGCUCUGCCUCUUUUCAUUAGUGGCCAACACAUUUUCAUUUAACACUAGAAUGUUAACCCUUUUUGCUUCUGCUGUACGUAUUACUGCCGGCCAGUAAUACACCGUGUAAGGGACCGAUAUAUACCGGGUGCGGUAAGGAAAGAGUUAAAGCAGGGUUCUGCUCCCUGUCCUUUUCAGAAUGUGCCCUGCUUUCUAACUGAAACACUAAAUUGGUGUUGUAAUUCCAUAAUAGUCUAUUUUAUUUUAUCAAGGAGGAUGUAAUGGUCCCUUUAAUUGGUCUGCUAAUAGUCAUUUUUCUUUGGACAGAAUUUUAGUGUCUCAUCUCAAGAGUUUUAGCUCUGCCUACACAUUUUCAUUUAACACUCGAGUGAUAACCCUUUUUGCUUCUGCUGUACGGAUUACUGCCGGCCAGUAAUACCCCGUGUAAGGGACCGGUGUAUACCGGGUGCGGUAGGGAAAGAGUUAAAGCAGGGUUCUGCUCCCUGUCCUUUUCAGAAUGUGCCCUGCUUUCUAACUGAAACACUAAAUUGGUGUUGUUAUUCCAUAAUAGUCUAUUUUAUUUUAUUAAGGAGGAUGUAAUAUGCAAUAUUGCAUAGGUUUAUAACUUCUCAUUUUCAACGUCUUGAGGAAAUCAGGGGUUGAUAUUCGCUUGUCUGGCCUUGCACUCUGAGCCCCUGAAACAUAUCCCCCUAUUGGCUGAAGUACAGGCAUACAUCAGCUAUAAGUCAGCACCUGAGAUUAAACUGUCAACCUCAGUUCCAGUUCGUACUUCUGCUGAUUCGUCAUGAUGCGCACCUCGGAGAAGUCAGUGUUUUCUUUUCUGUCUGCAGGAUAAAACAACCAAUGAAUAUGCAAGUUUGGAUAUCCUUUUACGACAAUGUUUAUGAAAUGCCUAGAAUCAAGUACCCAACGUUCCGAUUGGGUGACAUUUGCUUUUGCGCUCGAACAUUAAGUUUAUGUUGAGUAAUGUCUUAACUUGGGUGUUGUGUGCAGGGCCCGAGAAGCAAAUCUUACCCCUGAUUUCCUCAGAAUGAAUAUUUAUGUUAUUGCUUUAUAGAUAAUCGAAUUUAAUAAUAAAAAUUGAAAAAAAUUGGUUAUGAUUUACUGCCUUUUAUUGCUCCGAUCCUAACUUGAU
Molecule: messenger RNA, 3296 nt
Organism: Lineus longissimus
Lineage: Eukaryota; Metazoa; Nemertea; Pilidiophora; Heteronemertea; Lineidae
Product: amino acid transporter heavy chain SLC3A1-like
Exons: 6
Coding region: 51-2099 (682 amino acids)
Biological process (GO): carbohydrate metabolic process
Source: RefSeq, a predicted model, not a curated record